Cavenderia fasciculata is the source of this 642-nucleotide messenger RNA. RefSeq lists its product as uncharacterized. The coding region runs from base 1 to 642 and encodes 213 amino acids. NCBI's taxonomy places the organism in Eukaryota, Evosea, Eumycetozoa, Acytosteliales, Cavenderiaceae. The transcript has 4 exons. The record is from RefSeq and is a predicted model, not a curated record.
AUGAAAUUAAUAAGUAGAAUUACAAAACCUUUUAAAAAAGAUAAGUCAUCAAGUAAAUCAAAUCAAAAUAAUAACAAGAAUGGAGAACAAGAAGAAUCUACCAAUGGUCCAUUGGAAUUUGUUUAUAAAUUACAAUAUAGAGUAGUUGAUAAAUCAAGUGGAGCAUCAACGGAACAUAAAUUUGAAGAUAGAACAUUAAAAAUUAACGAAGAAGGUGUAUAUUUAGGCGACAAGAUGGGGAAAUUAACAUUUAUUGAUUUCAUUUUGAUUAAAGAGUUUUCUUUGGAUCAAAAUUGGAUGGAUUGGGCAAUCAUCAUGAGAGAUGGAAAUUCACAUCAUUUCAGAUCUUAUGAAUUUCAAACAAAAGUUAAAGAGAUAAUUGUAUACAUAAUAGAUAUGGAUAUUGCUAGUUAUGAAGAUAGAGCUGUCAAGGCUGAGAAUAUGAUUGAGAUUCUUUCAAAGAAGAUUGCUGCUUUGGAAGCAUCUUCAUCAUCUUCCUCAUCUAAUUCUUUGGGUGUUUCUGCAGAAGAAUUCAAAAAGGUUCAAGAUCAAAACAAGGAAUUACAAAAACAACUAGCUAGUAACACAUAUAGAAUCAAUCAUUUGGUUAGACGUUUAAACGAAACACAACAAAAGCAAUAA